UCUUCUUGCUCCUUAUCUUAUCCGUAUGGGUGCAACUGUGCGUGCGAGGGAGGAGUAGCUAGCAGAGAAGAGUGUAGUCGUGUGUUGUUCCCUCUUCAGUUUUCUUCAUCCAAAUACAUAAACAUUGUUGGGUUGUGGUCCGAAACCGAAUGGCUCUUUCUUUCUCUCAGUCGGUGGUUAAGGUUAACGACCAUCUCCCUCUCCCCCUCCGUCGAAACCCACCCUGCUCUACUUCGUUCCCCUUCCAAUUCAACCCCAAAUUUCCAUCCCUAACCCUUGGAAUCCGAUGCUCCUCCGCUUCAGCUUUCAACGACAAAACCGUCAUUUCCCUCAAACCCAGAACUCCAAACGACGUUACUCUCACCCAAAACGUCAACGCUUUUGCCUGUCGCGCUACAACUUCCCAGUUUGGAGUGCAAGAGAGUGACAAGUCAUAUGUAGAAGCCUAUGCCAUUGGCCGGAAUAUUCGUAUCGCUGACAAAGCGCGAAGAGUGAUUGAUCAGAUUCGUGGACGAUCAUAUGAGGAAACACUUACUAUAUUAGAACUCAUGCCAUAUCGAGCCUGUGAAGCCAUUAUCAAGAUAGUAUUUUCAGCAGGAGCAAAUGCUAGCAACAACUUGGGUUUAAGCAAAGGAAGUUUGGUUAUUAGUAAAGCAGAGGUUAAUGAAGGAAAGACAAUGAAAAGGGUCAGGCCCGUGGCUCGGGGUCGGGCUUAUCAAAUUAGAAAGCGCACUUGUCAUAUAGCAAUCACUGUAAGAGGUUUACCUAGUAAGUCUGUCGUGGAAGCAACUCCUGCAUAAUCCUACAAGGGAUAAAAUAUGUGUUGUUAUGAUUGUACUCUUACCAUUAUACGCAUGAAUAUUUCCGCAUUUUGACGUUAUGUUGUAUCUUCUGCAGUGAUUCAUAGAGGAUUAUAAGCAUGUUGUGAGUGUAUGGCUAUGACUGAACUGUUUGAAAAUUCAAUUUAGUUCUGAAAAUGAAAUAUUUAGCUUCAACUUGUGUGAAGCGUGAGCAAUUCUGCUA
This is a messenger RNA of Arachis stenosperma, 1023 nucleotides long. Its product is annotated as 50S ribosomal protein L22, chloroplastic-like. NCBI's taxonomy places the organism in Eukaryota, Viridiplantae, Streptophyta, Magnoliopsida, Fabales, Fabaceae. The record is from RefSeq and is a predicted model, not a curated record. Gene Ontology annotation, molecular function: structural constituent of ribosome. Gene Ontology annotation, biological process: translation; ribosome assembly. Gene Ontology annotation, cellular component: ribosome; large ribosomal subunit.